CCAGCUGCAUUUUUCUUUAAUUUUUUUUUUAGAUGUGUUUUGUGUAUGUGAAUGUUGCACCUACGUGUAUGUGUGUGUACCAUGAGUGUGCCUGGUACUCAUGGAAGUCAAGAGAGUUGGAGUCACAGGCACUGUAAUUAAUGAAUGUUGUGAACCACCAUGUGGGUGCUGGGAAUCGAACCCGGAUUCUCUGCAACAGAGAUGGGUGCUCUUAACUGCUGAACCGCCUCUCCAGCCCUUCAGCUGCAUUGUUUUGUGUUUUCGUUUUGGGCAUCCGAAAGGGGCCGAAGCUGAGGUGGCCUCCUUGAACCGUAGGAUCCAGCUGGUUGAAGAGGAGCUGGACCGUGCUCAAGAGCGUCUUGCUACUGCCCUGCAGAAGCUAGAGGAAGCAGAAAAAGCUGCUGAUGAGAGUGAGAGAGGUAUGAAAGUGAUUGAAAACCGAGCUCUAAAAGAUGAAGAAAAGAUGGAACUCCAGGAAAUCCAGCUAAAGGAAGCGAAGCACAUUGCAGAAGAGGCAGACAGGAAGUAUGAAGAGGUGGCUCGUAAGUUGGUGAUUAUUGAAGGAGACUUGGAACGCACCGAGGAACGAGCGGAGCUGGCAGAGUCUAAGUGUUCUGAGCUGGAGGAGGAGCUGAAGAAUGUCACCAACAACCUCAAGUCUCUUGAGGCUCAGGCGGAGAAGUACUCUCAAAAAGAAGACAAGUAUGAAGAGGAAAUAAAGAUUCUUACUGAUAAACUUAAGGAGGCAGAGACCCGUGCUGAGUUUGCUGAAAGAUCGGUAGCCAAACUGGAGAAGACCAUCGAUGACUUGGAAGACGAGCUCUAUGCCCAGAAACUGAAGUACAAGGCCAUUAGCGACGAGCUGGACCACGCCCUCAAUGACAUGACCUCUAUAUAAGCUGAAGUGCACCAAAGAGGAGCACCUCUGUACACAAAGGAUGCUGGACCAGACCCUGCUGGACCUGAAUGAGAUGUAGAACACCCCCAGUCCCUGCCCUGCGGCCGCUCCUCCCUCUGACCCUGACUCCGCCUGAGGCCAGCCUGCCUGAAGCUGACCUUGAAACUGAGGGCUGAUCUUUUUAACUGAAGGCUGCUUUCCUGCCACCAACCCCCACCCCAUGUCUUUUUCAUAAAACUGUGUCAGCCUCUUCCCAGAGUUCCAGCUGGAGGGGCUGAGCACCUUUGGAAACAAUAUUUAAGGGAAUGUGAGCACAAUGCAAAGUGUCUUCAGGGCACUUGUGAUAUGCACAUUGUGAUUACUCUUUGUCUUAGCAACCAUUUGUAACAUUCCAAGCGCUUCCACAGCUUGGAGCAGCAAGCCAGUUCCUUUUCACUGUUGGAAGGUGACAUUUCGGCCUAAUGGAUACUGCUGUCUUCAUAGAGGAGGAACACAGGACUGGGCCUGCCUUGCUGAUGGCCAGCAGAGCCCAGGCAGGCUCCACUGUGGAAAACCUCAGUUCUCUGUACCAAGUUCUAGCCAAAUGACAGGGGAUUGAUUCUAGGAAGUUAGCCAAAAAACAAAAACUUCUUCCGGGCUGUGAAGGUUUUCAGCUUUGAUGUCUUUGAACAACUUUAAUCUUGUUUUUAUUCUUUACUUUUUCCAUCAGAUGUGACCAAAUAAGACGGUGAGACGUCUGAGGCACCCCCCCUCCCAGGGCCUUGUGCAUGUUAGGCAAGCGUGCUCUUGUGAAGCCCCCGCCCUGAGACCAAGCUUGUCUCACCGUGCCCCCCCCUUUCCUGACUGCUCACAAAAUGGAUCAUGUUGCCCCUUAGUGUCAGGUGACUACCUAGUGUUCAUCUGCCCCGAGGGAGAAAGCAAAGGAAAAUGCUGUCCGUGCCACUGAAGUAGCUACGCGAAAGUCAUCUCAUUGUCCUUUCCUGAAGCUGCUGUCUCUAAAAGUGCCAUCUCAUUGUGCUCUGUGUCAGUCAGUGCUGGAGAAAUCUUGAAUAGCUCAUGUAAAAAAACUUUUUAAAAUUUUAUAUUAUUUUGAAAUUUUGCUUUUGGGGGGUUGGGUUAUCUUGAUCAACCCAUUGGCUGUGAGAAUUGUUGCAGUCCGUGGGCUGGUGGUGUGCCGAUCUUUCUAGUGUCCCCACCCAAUUGCCAUGUCCAGGCGGUCUCUUCAAGGCCUCUCAGGUGGACACGCUGCAGCUUACUGGCUUAUUUGUACUCUCCUCUCUCGGGAGAAAGAACCCCAUAGUGCAACUGUUUUGAUACUGAAUAUCAACAAGUGACAUUUUGAAAUAAAGAACCAGUCCCUCCACCCUCA
Peromyscus californicus insignis is the source of this 2267-nucleotide messenger RNA. It is a transcript of the gene Tpm3, whose product is annotated as tropomyosin 3. Gene Ontology annotation, molecular function: actin filament binding. Gene Ontology annotation, biological process: actin filament organization; muscle contraction. The transcript has 9 exons. Bases 101 to 898 code for a protein of 265 amino acids. NCBI's taxonomy places the organism in Eukaryota, Metazoa, Chordata, Mammalia, Rodentia, Cricetidae. Gene Ontology annotation, cellular component: actin filament. The record is from RefSeq and is a predicted model, not a curated record.